GGGAACAAACGGUCAAUCGCAUCAUUUUAAUUAUUCGGUUACAAGUGAAGAAAUAAUGGAUCAACGAUUUGCCUUUUUAUUUCUCUUGUGUUCCAUCAUCGGCCAUGUCGUCUCGUUCCGUGCUGGAGCUUGUGGGGGCGAAAUGUUUGUAGAAAAAUCAGCGGUCGUUGAUGCACCAACUGACGUCGAUUGCGUCUGGAAAAUUGAAACCGAACCCGAUCGCAUUUUGGCCCUGAGCGCAGUCAACAUCGGAAGCUUCGAACAAGUCCAAGAUUAUAUCACUAUUCACGAUGGACUUGGCUCAGCAUCUCCAAUCAUUUAUGCCAAGGAAGAAGAGACGGUCGUUUACACAACUCAAUCAUCAGUUGAGAUUCGGUUCAAGAAAAUGCCAACGACUCAAAUUCAAUUGAAAAUCCAAAAGGCCGUCAUUUGUCCUGCCGAUUUGGGAUUGGAAACUAACUGCACUCGACUCGUUGAUGAUGUUUCGUGCCAUUGCGCUUCCUACACCAAGAGGAAUCAAACUGAUCAAAAAGCUUUUUGCGAAGACAACGGUAUGUUGUUAGUGUCUAUCGAGACUCCCGAAGAAGACAAGGCCAUUUCCGAUACGUGGGGCUUAGGAAGCGAUUUUUGGACGAGUUGUAUCAAGACAUUUGGACGAUGGGUUUGGGAAGCCACCAAUACGAAUCUCUAUCCGGGUUAUGUCAAUUGGUAUCCUAUUGCAGAGCCAUUUUGCAACGAUCAAUACGACAAAAAUUACACGUGCAUGUUAAUCGGUUACAACGGUCUGCAUUGGGCCAGUUACCAUUGCGAUGGUGUUUGGGGUGCCGUCUGUGAACUUAAUCCUUAAUUGUUUUUAUCGCGUUGAUUUACGUAAC
This is a messenger RNA of Daphnia carinata, 875 nucleotides long. RefSeq lists its product as uncharacterized. The transcript is spliced from 6 exons. The record is from RefSeq and is a predicted model, not a curated record. NCBI's taxonomy places the organism in Eukaryota, Metazoa, Arthropoda, Branchiopoda, Diplostraca, Daphniidae. The coding region runs from base 56 to 847 and encodes 263 amino acids.